AUGGCUGCUAUCGACCCCACAAAGGUGGGAAAAUACCCAGUACUCCUCAGUCCUGAGCUGCUGGGGAAGCCAUCCAAGGAAACAUACACAGGCAUUCGGUAUAACCACCGACCAACGCUCUCGUCAGACACAGCUCCGAACACGGCCCAUCUCAAGAAGUCGGCCAAAGACGGUUCCUACAACAUUGGCUUCGACGACAAGGGCGACAGAUAUCAAUACAAUGGCGUACGAACCGCCGAAGACAACAACUAUACCCUCAUAUUCGAUCCCACGCGCCAGGCCUUCAUACUGCACCGCGUCGAUUCCAUGUUCCACAUGAAUCUGACAAGGACGCCAACGGAUAAUGUGGAAACAUUACGAGAGAAGUUCCCCCAACUGGAGAUCAAGAAUGGCGGUUCAUCUGCUGCCUCUGGUUCCAAGCCGCCGCCAACACAAGCGAAGGGCAAGGCGGCAGCCUCGAAAGCGGCGGCAUCCAAACUCAAAGAGGACCCUCCAGCCAAGGCCAAGCCGGCAGCCAGAGGCGCCGCGGCCAAAAACACACCAGCAGCAAAGAAUACGCCAGAGGCCAAGGGUAAAGGAAAGGGCAAAGUGGAAAAGAAGGGGGCGGAAGCUCUCUUUCUACCGGAUCCCAACGCCGCCCCGCCCGCCGCACCAUCUCUUCCCAUGCCAUCUGUUCCUGAGAAGAAGCGUGAAGUACCACCACCAAAGAAGAAAGUCGAUGAUGACGAGGAUGAUGAGGACGACGACGAUGAUGAUUUUGGUCUCACAAUCGAAUAUCCCGACGCCAAGCCCCCACCGCCUACGACUUUCCAGCCUGCUGCGUCUCUCAAUAGACGCUUUUCAGAGUUUGGCAAGGGCGCCUACGAAGAAGAGGAAGAGCAUAAUCACGAGGAAGACUUCCGGCACUUUCAGCAACUUCGCGAGGAGUCAGACGAGGACGAGGAGUAUGAUUUUGAGGAGGUGGCGCCGGCUCCGAGUGCUCCGGUUUCGAGCUACGAUUCUCAGCCUAGAGUGCCGGUGGAGGAACCUGAAAAGUACACUUUUGAUGUGGGCUCGUCAGAUGAAGAUGAGGAAGCCGAGGUGGAUCCGAUGCAGGGUGAUUUGGAGGCGGAGCUUGAGGCAGCCUUUGGGGAGAUGGAUGAGAACGACAGAGGUAACGAGAGUGAGGUAAGCGAGGAGGAGUGA
Podospora anserina S mat+ is the source of this 1185-nucleotide messenger RNA. RefSeq lists its product as uncharacterized. The transcript has 2 exons. NCBI's taxonomy places the organism in Eukaryota, Fungi, Ascomycota, Sordariomycetes, Sordariales, Podosporaceae. Bases 1 to 1185 code for a protein of 394 amino acids. The record is from RefSeq and is a predicted model, not a curated record.